CUUAGCGUGUAAAUCUGAAGAAAGACUGUUUCAAAAACUGUUCUCCCACUACAACCAUUAUAUCAGACCAGUGGAAAAUGUAUCUGACCCAGUUACAGUGUAUUUCGAAGUGGCAAUCACACAGCUUGCAAAUGUGGAUGAAGUCAAUCAGAUUAUGGAAACCAAUCUAUGGCUACGACAUAUAUGGAAUGAUUAUAAACUACGAUGGAAUCCAGCAGAAUUUGAUGGGAUCGAGUUUGUCCGAGUGCCAGCAGAUAAAAUCUGGAAACCUGAUAUUGUGUUAUACAACAAUGCUGUUGGAGAUUUUCAGGUGGAAAGCAGAACCAAAGCUCUUCUCAAAUACGAUGGCACUAUCACUUGGACGCCCCCUGCAAUCUUUAAAAGCUCCUGCCCUAUGGAUAUCACCUUCUUCCCCUUUGAUCACCAGAACUGUUCUCUAAAAUUUGGGUCAUGGACCUACGAUAAAGCUAAAAUUGACCUUCUCCUUGUUGGUUCCAAGGUGGAUAUGAACGACUUCUGGGAGAACAGCGAAUGGGAAAUAGUGGAUGCUUCAGGCUACAAGCAUGACAUCAAAUACAACUGCUGCGAGGAAAUCUAUACCGAUAUAACCUACUCUUUUUACAUCCGAAGGCUUCCCAUGUUUUACACAAUUAAUCUGAUCAUCCCGUGUCUGUUUCUUUCAUUCCUGACUGUGCUGGUCUUUUACCUUCCUUCUGACUGUGGAGAGAAAGUGACGCUGUGCAUCUCUGUCCUCCUUUCUUUGACAGUGUUCCUGCUGGUAAUCACAGAGACAAUCCCCUCUACUUCUCUGGUGAUCCCGCUGGUGGGAGAAUACCUGCUGUUCACCAUGAUAUUUGUGACCCUCUCGAUCGUCGUCACUGUGUUUGUGCUGAACAUCCACUACAGGAAUCCAACUACACACAUUAUGCCCACCUGGGUCAAAGCUGUCUUCCUCCGUCUUCUUCCCAAAAUUCUGAUGAUGAGAAGACCCCUGCAGAAGCACGAUGAAGCCAAAACGAAAAAAACCAAAAAGGGCAGUGCCGGUAAAUCCAGCAAGCCAAAGGCCAGUGAGUUUGGAGAAGUGAAAGUCUACAACGAACACAGGUGCUGUCACUGCGAGAAACCCAACGAACCGGCCACUGGCAAGAAAAAGAGACCAAGCCCCCAAUCUGCGAAAUGGGCACCUGAACAAGAAGAAUGCGCUCCAGAAGUCAAAGAUGUCAUUAACAGUGUGCAGUUCAUUGCUGACAACAUGAGGAGCCAGAAUGAGACGAAAGAGGUGGAGGAUGACUGGAAAUACGUAGCCAUGGUGAUUGACAGAGUAUUCUUGUGGGUGUUCAUAAUUCUCUGCGUGUUUGGGACUGCAGGAUUGUUCCUACAGCCCUUGAUAGCAGACACAUAAUGAGCUGUCGGUUCAAGUCGUGCUUUUGUUCGAUCGCAUAAAG
Euleptes europaea (tarantolino) is the source of this 1445-nucleotide messenger RNA. RefSeq names its product cholinergic receptor nicotinic alpha 6 subunit (gene CHRNA6). Gene Ontology annotation, cellular component: postsynaptic membrane; neuron projection; synapse. Gene Ontology annotation, molecular function: transmembrane signaling receptor activity; acetylcholine-gated monoatomic cation-selective channel activity. The record is from RefSeq and is a predicted model, not a curated record. The transcript has 5 exons. Bases 155 to 1402 code for a protein of 415 amino acids. Gene Ontology annotation, biological process: chemical synaptic transmission; monoatomic ion transmembrane transport; regulation of membrane potential. Lineage: Eukaryota; Metazoa; Chordata; Lepidosauria; Squamata; Sphaerodactylidae.